AUGAGUGAAAAGGCGACCAUAGAGGCAACGCCUCUCAUACGAGGACGACUUCAACAACGACCACGAAAGUCACAUUAUUCCACCAUCUUAGGCCUUUUGGCCGCUGUUUGUCUUAUCACAUUCUUCCACCGCCGACCUUAUCCUUACCCAGUGAACAUCGAGGAUCCAGCAGACAAGCCAUGGACUUGGAGCGAUGUCAAGCCAAGCCGGAAACUUCAUUGGGAACCGUGUUAUGAGAACUUUGAGUGUGCAAGACUUGACGUCCCAAUGGACUGGCUUGCGCCCUCGGAUGAUAAGAGAGUUGUCCUUGGUGUUAUCAAGCUACCGGCCAAGACAAAUGACAACCCUGUUUCUCCGCUCUUUGUGAAUCCUGGAGGACCUGGCGGAUCGGGAGUUAACUUUGUAAGAAAAGAAGGACAUAUCCUGCAAGCAGCUGUCGGCGACAACCAUGACGUUAUCAGCUUCGAUCCUCGUGGAGUCGGCGUCUCUACACCUCGAGUUGAAUGCUGGGGCUCUUCUCAAAAGAGAAAGUUAUGGAGUCUCCAAGAUACACCCGUUGCCGACGAACACCCAGGUCUUAUCUACGAUGCCUAUGCCCGAGCAUCUGCCUACUCCGGAACUUGUGAGCAGGCUAUGGAGGAAACUGGUCUUAUGCCGUUCCUCGGUAGUGCAUCCAUCGCUCGAGACAUGCUAGAGAUUCUUGACAAGACAGGUAAUGAGAAGCUACGGUACUGGGGAUUCAGCUAUGGCACUAUUCUUGGUGGCGUCUUUGCUGGACUAUACCCUGAGCGUGUUGAGAGACUGGUUAGCGACGGAAACGUUGACUAUCACGACUGGUUCAACUUGGAUCACGGCAACUUUGUCUCUGACACAGAUAUGAUCUUCGAUGGAUUCGACAAAGCGUGCCAUAAAUCCGGGCCCCUCAAAUGCGCUUUCUAUGCAGACUCGCCAAAGGCCAUUGAGGAACGUCGAAGCAAUCUCCUCGCCCAUCUUAAAAAGUCGCCUGUUCUCGUUCCAGCUUGGACUCACGAUUCCGGCCCUGAACUACCCCUCCUCGUCACCUAUUCCCAUCUUCAACGCCUUAUCCAAACUUCCAUUUAUUCUCCGCUUAAGAAGUUCCCUCAACUUGCUCGUGUGUUCGCUUCUUUAGAGAAGGGCGAUGGAAUCCCCUAUUACGAGAUGGUGAUGGAGGGUAAAAACAAGAGCCUCAAUGGAGAUAUGUGCGAACUGGGGGAAACUCCUGCAACUAUGCCCCUCGAGACCUCUAUGGGGCUCGACGCUUUCCCUGCUAUCAUGUGUCUGGACUCAAAGCCUGUGACAGAAACACCGCAGGAGAUUGCAGACUAUUUUGACAGAAUCACGCACAAGAGUCGUUGGGCGGGAGCAGUCAACUCCAAUUUCCGUGUGUCGAGAUACGAGACUAACUUUGAGAAGCCGACUUUAGGGAGUGCGUUUAACAACUCUGCCAAGUUCCCCAGCUCAGUUGUUCUCAAGCAGAACUCCUACGGUCAUUGUUCGCUGGCGGCGCCUUCAGCAUGCUCCCUCACUUAUAUCCGAGAAUACUUCCAGGAGGGCACAUUGCCUCCUGCUGGUGCCGAGUGUGAUUCCGAUUAUGACCUUUUCGAGAUGCCUGGGUUGGAAGAAGAUGUGACUGGCUUGGAUGAGCUCGGAUCGAUUGCGCUCAAGCUGUCAAGAGAGGUUGAGCUUCCCAAGGCCUUCUGA
This is a messenger RNA of Fusarium tjaetaba, 1722 nucleotides long. RefSeq names its product alpha beta hydrolase fold family. The record is from RefSeq and is a predicted model, not a curated record. The transcript has 10 exons. The coding region runs from base 1 to 1722 and encodes 573 amino acids. NCBI's taxonomy places the organism in Eukaryota, Fungi, Ascomycota, Sordariomycetes, Hypocreales, Nectriaceae.